AUGGUGUCCGCUGAAGAUCUUCGUGUGAAGAAGUCUCCCUCUCCACAUGCAAGAAGACUAAAAGAAGUUGUACAUGGUAAGACCUCUAACCCUUCGUCUUCUAUUGAUCUUGAGAACCUGACGAAGGAAGGAUCACAAUAUGCUCAUCAGGCUAUUGCUAAGAUAGUCACUAGAAUCUUGGAUGAACAUCGUCAAGUUCCUGGGAUUUAUGUACCUCUCCAAACUGUGAUUCCUGACUCCACUCUGAACCCUAAACCAAAUGUUGUUCAAGAAGAUGAAGAUGUGGGUAUGGAUGCUGAUGAGGUGCAUGGAAAGAAUGAUGAUGUAAGCAUAUCUGAUGAGGAUGUUCAGAUGAAUGACGAAGAAAAGAAUGAUGAACCUGCUGAUGUUGCUCAGGAUGUCACUAACAACACUGAGAAUCCUGGUGUUCAAAGAAAUGAUGAAGUUGUUAUUGUUACUCAGGAUGUCACUUACAACACUGAGGAUGGUCAUAAUGUUGAUUCAGGUAAAAAUGUUGUUGAUCUUGAUAAUUACUCUGAUAAUGAACUGGUUACAAAUGUGAACCCUAGCAUAGCCAAACGACUCAUGACAAGGAAGGGUAAGAAAGUUAUUGAUCAGAGUCCUCGCAAGAGGAAAGUUCCAAAGAGUACCUCAACUGGACCCAUCAGAAGUAAAGUUGUGUCCAAGAGUACCUCCACUGGUCCUAGAAAGAGUAAGGUUGUGCCUAAGAGCACCUCUGUUGGACCUACUAAAUCUUGGAGCAAGGUUGUUCCCAAGAAGAGAAAGGCUAGAGUUAUUGAAGAAUCAGAUUCUGAUGUUGAAGUGGAUGUCCAAGACAUUCCAUUGAAGAAGCCUACCACUAGCAAGCUUGCUGCUAGUGUGCUAGAGGUUCCUAUAGAUAAUGUCUCUUUCCACUAUCCUGCAAGUGUCAACAGAUGGAAGUAUGUGUACCAAAAGAGAUUGGCUAUGGAGAGGGAAUUAGCUCAAAAUGCCCUUGAUUACAAGGAGAUUAUGGAACUGAUUCAUGAAGCAGGAUUGAUGAAAACUGUAACUCACUUCUCCAAGUGCUAUGAGAUGUUGGUUAAAGAGUUUAUAAUAAACUUGUCAGAGGACUGUGCAGAUAGGAAAUCCAACGAUUUUAAAAAGGUGUAUGUGAGAGGAAAGUGUGUCACAUUCUCUUCAACAAUAAUCAAUAAUUUUCUUGGUAGGUCAGAUGAAGCUCAACCUAAGCUGGAAGUUUCUGACAACAAAGUGUGUCAGGUGAUUACUGCUAAGCAAGUGAAAAGCUGGCCCCUCAAAGGGAAAUUAACUGCUAGCAAGCUAAGCAUCAAGUAUGCCAUGCUUCACAAGAUAGGAGCUGCUAACUGGGUGCCUACUAAUCACAAGUCAACUGUCUCUACUGUCCUUGGAAAGUUCCUGUAUACUGUGGGAACAAAGGCUAAGUUUGAUUAUGGAACUUAUAUUUUUGACCAAACGAUGAAACAUGCAUGCAGUUUCAGUGUUAAGGGUCCAAUUGCCUUUCCUUCCCUUAUUUGUGGAAUAAUCUUGAACCAGUAUCCCAGCAUUCUCAAUGAAAAUGACUCUGCCUGCAAGAGAGAAAGCUCAUUGGCAUUCCACUAUAAAUUGUUUCAAGGAACACAUGUCCCAGACAUUGUUAUGACUUCUAUAGAGACAUCCAAAAGUAGCUCAUCUUCUAGUAAAGCUAAAGUCAUUGCUAUGCUCAGAGAGACUUGCAAAGAACUGGAUGCUAGGAAGGUGACUAUAGAGAAGAUGAUCAGCACACUAGAGAUGGAUGAAAAUGAUGAUUUUGCUAGCGUUGCAGAGACAGAAGGUCAAGAAGAUAAAGAUGAACAGCAAGAUGGAAGUGAUUAUGAUGAAGAGGUGGAAAAAGAAGAGGCCAGUCCAGCUGAUGGCACAGAUGAAGAAGGUGAUAAAGACAGCUCUGGUGGCUCUGAAUCUGAAGACUAG
Messenger RNA from Vicia villosa (hairy vetch), 1968 nucleotides. RefSeq lists its product as uncharacterized. The record is from RefSeq and is a predicted model, not a curated record. Bases 1 to 1968 code for a protein of 655 amino acids. NCBI's taxonomy places the organism in Eukaryota, Viridiplantae, Streptophyta, Magnoliopsida, Fabales, Fabaceae. The transcript has a single exon.